ACUUAUAUUACUUCUGGGAUGUUGACUGUACGCCAUUACUGUACGAGCUCCGUUCACAGAUACCUUAUUUACAUUAACGUUUCGGGAAUGGCGAACUGUCCUGCGACAACUAGGCGAAACAGCCGAACCCUGAUCGAUAGCCAAGGCAUUCCAUGGGGACAAUGGCCUAAAGAGACACUACGAGGAAUCUACGCUAUCAAACAGGGUGGAUUGGUCAUCUACGUGGGGAGGUCCGGCAACCUAAAUCAACGUCUGAGGUCACACUGCUACAGACGCCUAGAAGAGGACCAACAAGCCAUCGACAGACAUAUUCGUCGUACCGCUGCCUGGAGGCUUAGCUACAACUACGUGGUUGACCCCAACCAGAGGUUUAAUGAGCGCUGUUACGUACACUUUAUUACUCUCUUGCAAGGCCGGCCGCCGAGGUUCAACAAAAGGAGGGGAGAUGCGUGUGCCCAGUGUCAGAGAAUAUGAACCUGGUGACAAGGAAACAAAAUGUGCGAUUUUCUGAAACGAAAUCAAGAAUGUCAUGAAUCAGUUAAAGCAGGAGACUGACCUGACUUACCUAUAACUGACUGAAUAAUGUGUAUAUACAUCUGAUAUUUGUGUUAAUCUUUGCCACAUUCAUUCACGAUUUGGUCCUAACGUGGACAAUCAGU
This is a messenger RNA of Haliotis rubra (blacklip abalone), 659 nucleotides long. RefSeq lists its product as uncharacterized. The coding region runs from base 19 to 474 and encodes 151 amino acids. The transcript has 2 exons. NCBI's taxonomy places the organism in Eukaryota, Metazoa, Mollusca, Gastropoda, Lepetellida, Haliotidae. The record is from RefSeq and is a predicted model, not a curated record.